AUGAAGGAGGAAGAUAAGGGACUCGUUCGUCCAGUGGACAGUGCGCCCAUCACUACCAAAACCAGCAGGCAUGGCAGUGCAAGAGUAAUCCCCCCGUACCCAGUCCAUCAGGACAGCCACCAGCCCUUUAUUUUCUGCCUGGUAGGACUCUAUAGCUGUCGGUGGAAGAAAUACAGCCAGAAAACAGCAAGGCCAGGGCAGUGCUGUUGUGGCAAGGAUGAAUGUUUAUUUUUCACACUGUUGCUUCUAGCAUUCUCUCUCUGGUUCAUCUUCCUGUACAUGUGGUCGGAAGCAAAGAAUGACUAUCAUAACUUCGAUGGGUAUGCCUAUGGGAAUUUAGGCUUCUGGUUUCAGUGGUCCACGUUUGUCCUGUUCUUGGCACUGUUUUUAUUUUUAUACAUUUUGUUCCUAGUGGUCUUAGCUCUGUGUCUGUUGUUGGAGAGUCAGCAGCUGUACCUGUAUAAGGGCCACAAGGCAGCAGUGACCGUCUUCCUGUGCCUCUCUAUUUUUGGCUUAGGCUUGAUCACACUUCUGUGGCAUAAACAGUGGAAUACAUUUUACCUGUCAUUUCAGAUCACGGCUCCAUUUUUUCACUUAGGCGCCAUCUGUGCCAUGAUCAUCCUGGCUUGGCCAGUAUCAUUGCAUUUCUUCCGGAUGAAAAGUAAAGUGAUGAAGGUGUUUAUCCUUUUCCCGUACUUGGCCAUCCUCCUCCUCCUCCUCUUCAUACCUUUGGGACUGUACUCUCCCUGUAUCCGGGAGAAGGGAACCUUGGGUCCCAAGCCAGAACUCAUUGGCCACAGAGGAGCUCCAAUGGUGGCUCCCGAAAAUACAGAAAUGUCGUUUGUUAAAGGCAUUGAGCACGGUGCUUAUGGUUUGGAGACAGAUGUCACAAUUAGCUUCGACGGUAUUCCCUUCCUGAUGCAUGACAGCACUUUGAAAAGAACCACCAAUGUUCGGUCUUUAUACCCUGAGUUUAUGAACGAAGAGGCUGCCAUGUUCCCGUGGUCUCAUCUGGAGAAGCUGAACUCUGGAAGGUGGUUCUUUGAGAAAAGGCCGUUCUUUGGCAUGCCCCCGCUUUCACAUGCAGACCGCCAACUGGCAAGGAGGCAAAAAAUCUACAAGUUCGUCGAUUUUGUGAAACUGGCCGAUCGGCACAACAAGUCCAUCAUCUUCGAUCUUUACCGCCCUCCAAAGUAUCAUCCGUACAGGAACAGCUAUGUCCAUUUGGUCGAAGACGUUCUCCGAGUUCAAGCGAAAAUUAAGCCCCAUUUGGUCCUUUGGCUGACCAAUACAAACAGAAAGUAUGUACAGGUUCAUUCUCCUGGAUUCCAGCAGGUUUCAGGCCAUGAAGUCAGCAUCCCUGAGCUCAAGGCGAAAAACAUUGUGAAACUUAACUUGGAUUACCGAACACUGACCAAUAUAGAUUUUCAGAAGUAUGCAGAAGCCAACAUCACAAUUAACCUUUGGGUGGUCAGCGAACCCUGGCUUUUCUCCUUGGCCUGGUGCUACGGAGUUAAUUCUGUCACCACAGACGCUGUGCACACUCUCAAGGCCCUCAAUCAGCCUUACUUCCUCAUGACACCCCAUGAAUACAGGACUAUGUGGAUCAUAAUAGAUGUGGUGGCGAUUGUUCUCGUCUGUUUCAUCUUUGGUCUCCUUCGGUAA
Molecule: messenger RNA, 1665 nt
Organism: Anolis sagrei ordinatus
Lineage: Eukaryota; Metazoa; Chordata; Lepidosauria; Squamata; Anolidae
Source: RefSeq, a predicted model, not a curated record